Ambispora leptoticha is the source of this 2127-nucleotide messenger RNA. NCBI's taxonomy places the organism in Eukaryota, Fungi, Glomeromycota, Glomeromycetes, Archaeosporales, Ambisporaceae. The record is from the annotation of a GenBank genome assembly.
AUGGCGGAACAAUCACUAAAGACCCCGUCGUCCUCAACAAGCUCCGGAAUAUUCAACGAGAAGAAAUUGCGAGUUCUACGUGCACUAAUCGGCACGUUUAUCGGAGAGCUCGAAGAAUCAGAACAAGAGAUUCUUAUGAAAAGUGGCGCCAAGGUUGUCACUAGUCACACGAAACAUGUCGAGGAGCUUGGCAAAUAUGAUUUAUCAAAGGUCGAGGAUUUCUUAGAUAGAAUUCAAGAUAAGCUUGUGAAGCAUGUUCCUAAUGAUAAAGUUCAACAAAUUGAUUUCGCACUUAAAGUGAUGUCGAAUGGUUUAACCGCAUAUCCACUUACCGGUUACGCGAAACCUUUCUAUGAACUUAACAAGAAACAACGAGAAGCAGUGUUACUAAGAUGGAGCACAAGCAAUCAAGGUUUCCAACGAAAAACCUUUCGAAACUUUUAUCUUUUGAUUUGCACCAAUUUUUGGUUGUCGCCAUACCAUUUUUAUCCGGCGAUAGGAUACCCAGGAGCAGACCCGGAGGCUAAAGGAGAACGAUUCACGAGCAAGGAGUUUCCUCGGUUCGAAUUUAUAGAUCCUCCUGCUAGCUCUUCCUCAAAAGAGACGGAGUUAACCUUCGAUGUGAUUAUAGUUGGAUCGGGAGCUGGCGGUAGUGUCGCUGCGGCGGAAUUAUCGAAAGUGGGAUAUAGUGUAUUGGUUAUUGAGAAAGGAAAAUAUUAUCAUCAACGUGAUCUCACUUUGGAACAAGCUGAUGCUACUGAAAAGUUGUACGAAAAUGCCGGAUUGGCAAUCUCGGAAGAUGGAAGCUUGGGUAUUCUUGCUGGAUCUACUUUUGGCGGUGGUACUACAAUAAAUUGGUCUGCUUCAUUAAGGCCGCAACAUUUUGUGCGGGAAGAAUGGGUCAAACAAGGGCUUGGCUAUUUUCUCACCGAAGACUAUCGAAGAUCCUUAAACGUAGUAUCGGCAAGAAUGGGCGUAACAGAUGAGAACAUCGUUCACAACGUCAGUAACAAAAUAUUGAUAGAAGGUUGUAAAAAACUAGGAAUUCAAGUGGAAACGGUACCACAAAAUUCCGCCGCAAAACAACAUAAAUGUGGGUGGUGCACAUUCGGCUGCAAAUAUGGUGAAAAGCAAGGAUCAAUCAUGACAUUCUUGAAGGAUGCGAAAGAUAACGGAGCGAAAUUCCUUCAAGAUUGUUUCGUUGAGAAAGUCUUGGUGGAGAACGGAAAAGCUUCUGGGGUGUUAGCGAGAGUCGGAGAUGAUGAUGAUCAUCAAUUUGUUGUACGCGCUAAGAGGGUCAUUGUUGCUGCUGGUGCUAUUCAUAGUCCGGCGUUGUUGCUUCGAAGUGGAUUGAAAAAUAAAAAUAUCGGGAAAAAUCUUUAUACACAUCCCUGCGUCUUGCUAUAUGGAAUAUUUGAUAAGGAUGUCCACGCUUAUAAGGGCACAAUUCUUACAGCAGUCUCGAAUGUGGUAGAAAACGUGGACGGGAAUCACUAUGGAGCCAAAAUUGAAGUUCCUACUUUACAUCCAUCCACAAUUUCAUAUUCGUUUCCUUGGAAAUCAUCUCUACAACAUAAAUUACUAAUGACACAGCUAAAUCAUAUGGUUGCGUUAGUUGUGUUAACGCGCGACAAAGAUAGCGGCCGAGUUGUUAUUGAUUCAGAUGGCAAACCACGUAUUCAUUAUACAAUAAGUCAACACGACAGCAAAAGCAUCGUCGCUGGUCUUAUCGCUGGUCUAAAGAUUCUUGUCGCGGCUGGCGCAAAGAAAGUUGGGACGGGACAAGCGGGCAUCGAUGAGUUUGUGACCGCUAAAGAGCAUCCACUGAAUGACCCGCAAUUCUUGCAGUAUCUUCAAAAGGUUUCAAAAGUCGGUUGUAUACCGAAUCAAACUUACCUUGUAAGUGCUCACCAGAUGGGCACAUGUCGAAUGGGUGUAGAUGCUGGAACUUCGGUAGUUGAUCAGGAUGGUGAAAGUUGGGAGACGAAAAAUCUGCAUGUGGCUGAUUCCAGUUUAUUCCCUAGUGCAGUAGGAGUAAAUCCGAUGAUCACAACCAUGAGUCUAGGAUAUUCGGUAGCAAAGGCUAUCAUAAAUAAAGAUUCUUCAAAGAUGAACAGCAAACUUUGA